Messenger RNA from Megalops cyprinoides (Indo-Pacific tarpon), 3746 nucleotides. Its product is annotated as C-1-tetrahydrofolate synthase, cytoplasmic-like. Gene Ontology annotation, molecular function: formate-tetrahydrofolate ligase activity; methenyltetrahydrofolate cyclohydrolase activity; ATP binding. Lineage: Eukaryota; Metazoa; Chordata; Actinopteri; Elopiformes; Megalopidae. The coding region runs from base 149 to 2953 and encodes 934 amino acids. Gene Ontology annotation, cellular component: cytosol. The transcript has 28 exons. The record is from RefSeq and is a predicted model, not a curated record. Gene Ontology annotation, biological process: tetrahydrofolate interconversion.
UCCACUGUGGUAGGUGGCGCAGCGGUUUACUGUAUUAAGACAUUGGCGUACCUAGCUAAAUAAUAGUUUGAAAGUUGUAGGGGAUACUCAAUAAAUAGAAUCAAAGUUAGCCAAGAAGAGGAGCGGAUAUCCUGAAACAAGCCCAACAAUGUCUGCGCAGAUCAUCAGCGGCAAAGAAGUGUCGGCAAAGGUGAGGGAGCAGCUGAAGAAAGAUGUGGAGCAGAUGAAGAGCCAGUUCCCAGACUUUCGGCCAGGUCUGGUGGUCUUGCAGGUGGGGGACAGGGACGACUCCAACCUCUAUAUCAGCAUGAAGCUGAAAGCUGCCACUGAGAUUGGGAUCAAUGCCAACCACUUGAGGCUGCCAAAAACUGCCACAGAGGAUGAGGUCCUGCGCUGUAUCGUGGAGGUCAAUGAAGACCCCUCAAUCCACGGUCUGAUCGUCCAGCUGCCCCUGGACUCCAUCAAUCGAAUUGAUACGGAGAAAGUCACCAAUGCUGUGGCCCCAGAGAAGGACGUGGACGGUCUGACCAGUAUAAAUGCAGGGAAGCUGUCUCGAGGGGAACUGGGAAACUGCUUCCUUCCUUGCACUCCCAAUGGCUGUAUGGAGCUCAUCAGACAGACAGGCGUCUCGGUGGCCGGGAAGAACGCUGUGGUGAUUGGGCGCAGCAAGAUCGUGGGAGCACCCAUGCAUGACCUCCUCCUUUGGAGUCACGCCACGGUCACCACCUGCCACUCCAAAACCGUCGACCUCGCUGCCGAAGUUGGCAAGGCCGACAUCCUGGUGGUGGGUGCUGGGAAGCCCGAGAUGGUUAAGGGGGAGUGGGUGAAGAAGGGCGCGGUGGUCAUCGACUGCGGCAUUAACCAUAUCCCAGACAGCACCAAGCCAAAUGGGAAACGUGUGGUGGGGGAUGUCCACUACUCCUCUGCCAAGGAGCGGGCAGGCUAUAUCACCCCAGUGCCCGGGGGUGUGGGCCCGAUGACAGUCGCUAUGCUCAUGCAGAACACGGUGGAGAGUGCUAAGCGCUUCCUUCAGACGUACCGCCCGGGGAAGUGGAACAUCUCCUACACCAAGCUGAACCUGCAGAAGCCUGUGCCAAGCGACAUUCAGAUCUCCCGCUCCUGCACGCCCAAGCCUAUUGACCGGUUGGCCAGGGAGAUCGGUCUGUUCUCCGAGGAGGUGGAGCUGUACGGGAAAACCAAGGCCAAGGUGCAGCUGGACACCAUCAAGCGCCUGAAGGAUCAGCCUGAUGGGAAAUACGUGGUGGUCACUGGAAUCACGCCCACCCCCCUUGGGGAGGGGAAGAGCACCACCACAGUGGGGCUGGUGCAAGCUCUAGGGGCGCAUCUCAACCUCAACGUGUUUGCCUGCGUCCGCCAGCCCUCCCAGGGCCCCACCUUCGGAAUCAAAGGUGGUGCUGCUGGAGGUGGAUACUCUCAAGUCAUUCCUAUGGAAGAGUUCAAUCUUCACCUCACCGGUGACAUCCACGCCAUCACUGCCGCCAACAACCUGGUGGCUGCUGCCAUCGACGCCCGCAUGUUCCACGAGUCCACACAGUCAGACAAGGCUCUGUUCAAUCGGCUGGUCCCCUUGAGCUCUGGGCAGAGGAAGUUCUCCCCCAUCCAGCUCAACAGACUGAAGAGACUGGGCAUUGAGAAGUCUGACCCCUCUGCCCUGACAGAGCACGAGAUAAGCCGCUUCGUCAGGCUAGACAUCGACCCGGACACCAUCACUUGGCAGAGAGUAAUGGACACCAACGACCGCUUCCUCAGAAAGAUCACAAUCGGCCAGUCCCCCACAGAAAAGGGAUUCACCAGGACGACGCAGUUCGACAUCUCGGUGGCCAGCGAGAUCAUGGCCGUGCUGGCGCUCACCAGCGGUCUGGAGGACAUGAGGCAGCGCUUGGCCAAGAUGGUGGUGGCCAGCAGUCGGAGCGGGGACCCCAUCACCACAGAGGACCUGGGCGUGAGUGGGGCGCUGACGGUGCUCAUGCGGGACGCAAUCAAGCCCAACCUGAUGCAGACCCUGGAGGGAACUCCUGUGUUUGUUCAUGCUGGCCCAUUUGCCAACAUCGCCCACGGCAACUCCUCAAUCUUGGCUGAUAAAAUCGCAUUGAAGCUGGUGGGUCCUGAGGGAUUUGUAGUGACGGAGGCUGGGUUUGGCGCAGACAUUGGCAUGGAGAAGUUCUUCAACAUCAAGUGCAGGUAUUCGGGCCUGAGGCCACACGUGGUGGUACUGGUGGCCACAGUCCGCGCUCUCAAGAUGCAUGGAGGCGGGCCCACGGUCACGGCUGGACUGCCCCUGCCGAAAGAGUACACAGACGAGAACCUGGAGCUGCUGGAGAAGGGCUGCAGUAACCUGAAGAAGCAGGUGGAGAAUGCGAAGGCUUUUGGUGUUCCUGUGGUGGUAGCUGUUAACGCCUUCAAGACAGACACAGAUGCUGAGCUGGACCUGGUCUGCAGCCUAGCCAAGGCGGCAGGAGCCUUCGAUGCAGUGCGCUGCUCUCACUGGGCUGAAGGGGGAGCUGGAGCGGUGGCUCUAGGGCAGGCCGUGCAGAAGGCAGCAAAUUCACCCAGUGAUUUCAGGUUCCUCUAUGAUGUGGAGCUGCCCAUCGUUGACAAGAUCAGAAUCAUUGCUCAGAAGAUCUAUGGAGCAGAUGACGUGGAACUCCUUCCAGAGGCCCAACAGAAGGUGGAGGUCUACACCAAGCAGGGCUUCGGAAAUUUGCCCGUCUGUAUGGCCAAAACCCACCUCUCUCUGUCCCACGACCCGGAGAAGAAGGGGGUGCCGACCGGAUUUAUCCUGCCCAUCAGAGACAUCCGUGCCAGUGUGGGCGCUGGAUUCCUGUACCCGCUGGUUGGCACGAUGAGCACAAUGCCAGGACUGCCUACAAGGCCCUGCUUCUACGACAUUGACCUGGACCCAGAGACUGAGCAGAUCAAUGGCCUCUUCUGAGAGCAGCGUGCCUGCUGGGCAGCUGCUGUAUGGAGGCGAUCCAGACCCUCGCUACAAAUCGAAUCAAAUAUGAUGGAACAAUUCCCGAUCCAGAACUGGAAAAUCUUCCACUUCCCGUCACUGCAGUAAUUGAAGCAAUCAGUCAGUCAGUUUUCAGAACCCUCAUGUUUUAUCUCUGUUGACUGGCUCGUUUACAUCUAGUGUUUACAGAUUUCUUCCUUUCCUACCGCUGAACUGCAGCCUUAUUUCAAGGGAGUCAACAAAAGUCUGAAGAAACAGGGAAUGCACAGUAUGCAUCGUUUUCUCACCACCUCUGUCAUGACUGAACAGCUUUCCUCGUUAGCUUAUUACAGCAUGUCAAAAAUCAAGUCUGCUUCUCAAUAGAAGUCUCAGAGAAGAUAUGACAUUUGCUAAUGACAGCAGAUCAUGAAAAUUAGCUGCUGCCACAUCUCACCAGUCUGUCUAGCAAAUACUAAGAAUAGGCCAUGUAAUUAGAAGAGAAGGCAUGGUUGUUUUAUGUGGAUGCUCAUUGGACACUUUGAAGUGAGGUAUAAGAGAUGGAAUAAAGAAGCUGUACUGUGUCACUUUUCUCAGCUCUGUCUUUCACUGUCCUCAUGGACAUGGGGUCUUACUUGAAUGUUGCUCUCUUGCUGUGCUGACUUCAGCCCAUAAUACCAAUAGAUUGAGUUUCACUCAUUAUUUUUGCAGUAUUGACACGAAUUUCAAACAAAAUAUGAUUCCUUUUCUGUUUUUUGCUAUCGUUUGUUUUUAAGAAUGUGGCUGUUCAAUGUGA